AUGCCUUUAUCUUGUUCAAUGUUGGAAAUGCUGCCCGAUGAGAUAAUUUUAGAAGUUUGUCGAUAUCUUCAUAGUGGUGAUGUACUCUAUUCAUUUUUUGGCCUUAAUUUUCGUCUAAAUCAAACAAUAACUUUUUAUCGUCAACAUGUUUCACUUCAUAAAACAUUUUACAUGCAAUUUAUUGAAAUAUUCACCAUAAUUCUCCCGAAAAUAGAAUCAUCAAUUCGUUCUUUAGUUAUUUUUGAAUUAGAAUCACCAUUAUUCUUCGAAUCAUUUAAAACUAAUCAUAUAUAUGAACGUUUAGAAAAAUUGACAUUAGUAAAUUGGACUGAUGAAAAAUUAAUUUUAUUUCUUGACACUUUACAUGGAAUGAAACAUUUUCAUACACUUGUUAUACAAGCACUUGAUUUGACAGAAUCAGUAACAAAUAUAAAUCUUCUAAGGAAGAUCCUCGGUGCAAAUGACAAUCGAUUGACAAAUAUUUUUUUUGAUCAUGAAUGUGAUGCAUUUAAUUUAAUAGAAGAAAACGAAACGCAAACUAUAUUUUCAAAUAUAAUUAAAAUUGAUAUUGAAUUACAAACAACAAAAGAUCUUUUAAAACUUGUUCAAUUUACUCCCAAUGUUAAACAAAUUCAUACAACAUUUAAACGCCCGUUGACAAAAAUUUUAUUUGGCCAAGAAAUAUUUACUCAUUUAACAGAACUAAGUGUCUAUGCUAUGAGUUGGUUUUCAACAUUUGAUGAUCUGAAAACAUUGAUUCAGAUUUCGCCUACGAUUGAAAAUUUCUCAUUUGUUCUUGUUACUCGUGAUUAUUCUAUGAUCGAUGGAAAACAUGUACUUUCAAUUGUUCCUUCGCGUGUAAAACAAUUCAAUUAUAGUAUUUGUUAUCAUUUAUCAGAUAUAGAUGAUGAUUUUAAUGCAAGCAUUAUUAUAAAAUCGUGGAAAUCUAUUCCUAUUGCAUAUUCAAUAAGUGAACAUGAUAAGCGAAUUUUUUUACAUACUAUUUUAUAUCAACCGAAUCGUCUUUCUCUUCGUUCUUUGUUUAAUAAAAAUAUGUCAACCGACUACAAUAGUCAAAUUUAUAAGAAAGUUCGUCAUUUACAUGUUUAUGACACAAAUUCUUUAUCAGAAAUAUCUGGUAUUGUACGGCAUUGUCGACAAAUUCUUGAUUUAAUUGUUUCUAUUCGAACAUUACCAUCAAGAAAUUCAGAUACACAAAAGACAUCAAUUGCACUUCCGUAUCUUGGUCGACUUGAUUUUCUUUCUAUUCAAGGCACUCCACCUGACUCGCAUUAUAUAGAACGAAUUUUAUUAGUUGCACCAAAUCUGUCUGCAAUAUCUAUUGAUUUUGAUUGUUUAUUUAAAUUACUUAGCGAUGAUGAUCAAUCACUUUCUCUAUUCUAUCUUCUUUAUCGGCGCAUUGUCAUUUUAUGCAUUCGAUUUGAGGAGACAGCGAUCGAAAAAUUGACUGCCGAACAUAUUCAUUGUAUUGCUCGAAUAUUCUUUCGAGUAAAUCAUAUGUGCAUCGAUUUAAGAAAUUCAAAGUUAAGAAUUGAAUCUCAAAUAAUAUCAUUAAUUUUGAAAUAUUUUCCAAAAUUAAUGGUUCUUAGUUUGUAUGGUCAACUAUCUGAAGAUAUUAAUGCGAACAAAGAUAUGCUAUACCAAUAUCUUGUUGAACAAUCAAUAGGACGUUUGACAAAUGUAAAUAGAUUUAAGAUUGAUUAUGGAAAGGAAAGAUUAAAAGUAUGGAUGUGA
This is a messenger RNA of Rotaria socialis, 1755 nucleotides long. The record is from the annotation of a GenBank genome assembly. NCBI's taxonomy places the organism in Eukaryota, Metazoa, Rotifera, Eurotatoria, Philodinida, Philodinidae.